AAGAGAAGAUGGCCAAAGGAAAAGAGAAGAUCCAGAGUAGUGACAGCUCAGCUCCAGCCCAACCUCGGUCCCUCAGGUCAAGGAAGAGGGGAUGUCCAAGUGAGGAGAUUUCUGAGACUGAUGUUCAGACGACCAUCUGUCAUCAGGACACUGGAGAAACUAAUGCAGCAGAGGAUCCCACACUGCUGCAGUGCCCUCUGCUGGAAUCUACUUUAGCUUCAACUCAACAUGAGGCAGCAGAACAGCCCUGUCCCACCAAACAAAAUCCUGUCACAGAAGAAAAUCCUGCGGACCCAACAGAUGUGACAGUAACAGAUUUUGCAGAGCAAGACGAGACAACAGUCACCAAACCCAACAAUGUUUCCAAGCUGGAAGGCUUUACAGUCCAUUCUGAUAAUGAUGCUGACAAGGUUGAAAUAACUGCAGAGGAAUGUAAGAGAUCACCAACUCAAACAGGGAAUGAUCAACUUCAGGUCUUUGUGCCACUCUCUGAAGAGGGCGAUGGCUUUACAACUGUUUUGGAAGAGCGGGCAGAUGGAAAUGAGAACUCUAACUGCAAUCUGGAGAGAAAUGCAGAAACCAGCCGAGAAGAGCCCAUGAAUGCAUACACGGCAGAUAUGAAGAUGACCACAAAGGAGGCAGCAGCGGUGUUACCGGCCAAAAAGAAGCGAAGGAUGGGAACGUGUGGUCUAACAGAGAAAGAGCGGAGUCACUUUCUGCAGACACAUAAGCGUGAGAACGGGCAAAAGGAACCGGAGAGAGUUGAGACACAGGUUGAUGAUAAUACAGCUGACCUUGUGGCUCAGGAGGAGAGUUUAUCCACACACGUCUUACUGUCCUCAAUCUCCAUCCCAGCGGGUAGUGAGUCCGAGCAGAACGAGGCAGCGAUAAAGCUUCAGUCCCCAAACUGUGAAGUGUAUAAGAGGGCAGAGGCUGACGUCUGCGUUGCUGUCACUACCUCAGAUGGGAGCAUUACUGUGAGUGGUCCAGGCUGCUCAGAGGAGAAGAGCUGUGGGGCUGAAGGAGGAACAGAGCCUGAUCCAGAACAAACAGCUGAACCAAAGUUAGAGCUCCCUGCUGAGGAGGAAGGGGAGGAGGAGGAGGAGGAGGAGGAACCUAUGAAUGAUGUGUCAGAUGGGUCAGUAUUAGUCGACCAAAGUCCUGCCAUCGCUUCUUCCCCUAAUCAAACCCAAAAUGAGGAGGCAGAGUACCAGGGUGAGUUUGAGACUGCCUGUCAGGAGGUGACUGGUGUGACCAUGACGACACAAGAUGAGAAGAAGGAAGAGCUGACAGGUGAUGAUGGGAACACUGAUAGAGCUCCAGCAGGUGCUUCAUCCACAGAGAGCCAAGCAGGGGGAUUGAACUGUGGCUCCGUGGAGCUCUGUGAGGCUGCAGUGACACCUGGUGGCUCGGAGAAGGAUGACAGUUGUGAGCCUGAGGAUGAACCUCGUGUGAGUGCUUCCACUCGGGACGCUGAGCUCCGUCUGACCAGGGACACCUCUGACCCGUUCGGACCUGAUGGUUGCUUGGAUUACGUGUCGGACUCACAGUUGAACACCAUUUCACUGACUGAAGAAGAGUUGACAGAGAGGGAGGAUGCUCUUGCUUUCCCAGACUUCCAAGAGGACGCCUCAGACCUGAUCUGUGGGCUCAUCAGAGAACUCUCCUCUCUGAAUCGAAAGGUGAUGGCCACUCACAGAGAGCUGGAGAGCCUUCGCCGCUGCACUAAGAGUUCAAGGAGCGCCACACGUUGAGGGAUUGGUUCAGCUCCACGCAACAAUGACCCUCCUGUUGCCCCAAUUGUAGGCAGUACAUUUUUGUGCCAUUGUAAAAAACAUUUCUUUUUGGAUCUAUUUUCAUACUUCUUUUGCACUGACAGCUGGCAUGUUCUUUUUAAAAGGUAUAGUUGUUGUAGUUCCUCUGAAAUAAAGCCAGGUGUUAUUUAUUAAGUCAGUGAUCUGAGUAUUAUUCCACAAUAAUAAGAAAAACGUCAUCAACAAGAACUCCACAGGUUAA
Labrus mixtus (cuckoo wrasse) is the source of this 2016-nucleotide messenger RNA. RefSeq lists its product as uncharacterized. The record is from RefSeq and is a predicted model, not a curated record. The coding region runs from base 9 to 1754 and encodes 581 amino acids. The transcript is spliced from 7 exons. NCBI's taxonomy places the organism in Eukaryota, Metazoa, Chordata, Actinopteri, Labriformes, Labridae. Gene Ontology annotation, biological process: double-strand break repair involved in meiotic recombination.